Molecule: messenger RNA, 10399 nt
Organism: Psammomys obesus (fat sand rat)
Lineage: Eukaryota; Metazoa; Chordata; Mammalia; Rodentia; Muridae
Gene: Bdp1
Product: B double prime 1, subunit of RNA polymerase III transcription initiation factor IIIB
Exons: 39
Coding region: 211-7620 (2469 amino acids)
Biological process (GO): RNA polymerase III preinitiation complex assembly
Cellular component (GO): transcription factor TFIIIB complex
Molecular function (GO): TFIIIC-class transcription factor complex binding
Source: RefSeq, a predicted model, not a curated record
AGAAACUUAGCUAUUAGCGUGGCAGGGUCAUGAAGAGGAGGCGGUGGCGGGAGAGUGGAGGCGGCGGAGGGGGCACGAAACUGCGGUAGCCAGCGCUGGGCUGUGGUUGUGGCCGUGUCGGGGGACGAGUGUCCCAGCCCUCGGGCAGCGGCCGGGGCUCUGGGCUGAGCGCGGCCGUGCAGCCGCCGCUCCCGGGCCCCUGGCUCCGCCAUGUUCCGCAGGGCACGCCUUAGCGUGAAGCCGAACGUCAGGCCUGGUGUAGGCACCAGGGGCUUCGCCGCGCCCAAUCCCCAGCGUGGACCGGAGGCUCCCAGGCCUCCGGAGCCUGCCACCGAGCCCGCUCCGAAGCCCGCGGAUCCCACGGAUGUGCCUGCGGUGGGUUCCGGGGGAGCGGAGCCCCAGAAAAAGGCUCCCGGGAGAAGUGAUGAAAAGACUGGUGAUGAAGAUACUGUUGAAGAGUCCAGCAAAUCGCCCUCUACUGUUUCACAGAGAAGAAAGCGAGUAUCAAGUACUCCGAGUCUGGCUAAGCCAACUGUCAGUGCUUCUUCACAGAGUCACCCCUUAUCUACAGUUAAUCACGAUGCUCCACAGCCAAGUCCUACUCCAGCGAAAGAGAAACAGCCAUGUUCAGACAGAUACCGCAUAUAUAAAGCCCGGAAACUGAGACAAAUGUUGAAGGAAGAAUUGAGAAAAGAAAAGAAACAAUGGAAAAACAAAUUCGUCACAAAUGAAAGCCAGAGGCCACCAGAUCGUUCAAAAAUGACUAUGAGAGACUUCAUAUAUUACCUGCCAGAUAACAAUCCAAUGACUUCUUCGGUGGAACAAGAAAAGAAAACUGAGAAAUCCUUGGCGCCUACCCCAGCAAGAGAUAGGCAAGAAAAUCAGAGUACUCAUGAUGCUGAUGAUAAUGAAGAAGUGGAAGAGGAGGCGGAUGAUGGGCCCCUGCUGGUUCCUCGAGUAAAAGUGGCAGAAGAUGGUUCUAUUAUUUUAGAUGAAGAAAGUUUAACUGUAGAAGUUUUGAGAACAAAAGGUCCCUGUGUUGUUGAGGAAAAUGAUCCUAUAUUUGAGCGUGGCUCGACAACUACUUACUCCAGCUUUAGGAAGAAUUACUACUCGAAACCAUGGUCAAACAAAGAAACAGAUAUGUUUUUUUUAGCCAUCAGCAUGGUAGGAACUGACUUUUCUAUGAUUGGACAACUUUUUCCUCAUAGAGCAAGGAUAGAAAUUAAGAAUAAAUUUAAACGUGAAGAAAAAGCAAAUGGAUGGAGAAUAGACAAAGCAUUCCAGGAAAAACGCCCUUUUGACUUCGAUUUUUUUGCUCAUUUGCUUCAGAAAGUUCUUGCUGAAGAAGAAAAAAGAAAACAAAAAUCUACUAAAUGUCAGAGUUUAAAGGAAAAGGCCUCCAAACCACGGAAAAACAUAAAAGCAAAAAAAGUAACUAGUGAAGAAGUGACUGAUGAUCCAGAUGAGUCUGUAAGCACUAACAUUUCAGACCCAGAAAGAUCUCAAAAGGAUGCCCAAACAGCCGACGAAGAGCAAUCACCAAGUUCAUCAGGACAGCAUUUAGGACAAGUUAUGUUAGAGCAAAAACAAAGUCAAGAGAAGAGGAGGAACCAAGACGAAGCUAAUAAGCAGGAAACAACAAAUCUUUUAGGAAGUGUUCUUGUUCAUUCAAGCCCUCCUGAAUCAGAAAUACACAAGAAUACAUGUCCUUCUGAGGAAAAUGAAAGUGAAUACAACAUGGAAUCGAUACCCUCUUUUUCACCGAAUACAGAUGACAGUACAGGGUUAACAUCCAGUGAAAAGGCAGAGACGAGAACAGAGCCCAUCUCUUCCCCAUGCAAACAACAAGACAUCAUGUCACUAGCAAGUGAGUACUCAGAGUCGAGUGUUGCAGAUUUGCCUGUGUCGGGAGCUGGAAAGGCUGCCUCUUGUGAAGGAGAAAGUGCUGAAAGCACCUGUACAGAAGGGAGACGUCCAGACCUGAAGAACAAGUCACCAGAGACUGAACAGGCAGAAAAUGUUAAACCAAAAUCAAGAAGUCGGCUCCAGAGACCUAAACCUAACCUGUCCAGAGCAGUUGGGAAGAAAUCAGUUGUUUCACAAGAUAAACAAGAUGAAAGAAGCAAGAAUUCACCUUCAGAAACUUCAACUGAAAAGAAUCACAUGGAAAAGGAGAGAGUGAAUAUAUCUGAAAAUUUUGGAGCAGAGAUUACAGAAAGAGAAAACCCUAGUGCUGAAGCUGUGUCUGACUUGAGUGAAAAAUCUUGUGUACAGGAAGAUAGUCAACCAAAGAUCUUAAGACCUGCACGACUAAUGAGGAGCCGAAUGCAAAGACCAAGGCCAAAUGUAGAGAGAUCUGCAGAAAGAAAAGAAAUUCUCACUCUGCAGGAAAAAAUUGAGGCCCAUGUAGAGAAGAGUAAAGAUGAGUCCUGUGUUGACAGAGAAAAAAAUGAAUCUUGUGUUGCGAUUGCUCAACAAAUGGGAAAAGAGUCACAUAAUAACCUCCAGUGUGAAGAUACAGUGUCACAGCCUGAACAAAAGAAUACUUUGGAAGAUGUGCAGUCUGAUGAGCCCAGAGCUGUUAAUGAGUGUCCAAGUAUUCAAGAGGGUAAUAAAGUAAAUAAAGCGAAAAAAACCCCAGUUUUAAGGAUUAGAUUUCAGAAACCAAAACCAAAUACAGGAAGAAGAAGAGGGUCUUCCAGGGAAGGGAUUGCAGAGGAGAUUCCGGUUUCUGGAGAAGUAAUACCAACUUUGGAAGAAAUUGCAAGACUAGACACAUCACCAAGGGAGAAGGCACCAAAUGUAGCUAUUGCUACUCUUAUUGCUACUCCUUCCACUAAGGAAUUGGAAUCAGAUUUAAAAGACACUGGAAGAAAUGACUCAUCUUCUAAUAUGAAGAUGUCAGAAAUGACGGAUGUCACUAUGGAAAUGGAGAUAGGUUUGGAAACAAUUGGAAGAGAUACUUCCCCCGAGGAAAUGGGAGCAGAAAUGAUUGACACCCCUAUGGAAACAGAGACAGGUGUGAAAGCAUCUUUAAAUGAGAUUUCUCCUAUGGAGAAGAAGGUGCCAGAGCUAAUUGAUACCACUCGGGAAAUUUGCGUAAAUUUGAGAGAAACUGGAAGAAAAGAAAUAUUUUUACAGGAAAAUGACCCCAAGGAGGUCAGUCCAAUUAGUGAAACGGAGACAGGUUUGGAAGAAACUGCUAAAGAGUUGCCCACAAAAGAGAAGAUAUCAGAUAUUACUAAUGGCAGUGAAGAAAGGGAGGAAUAUUCAGAAGAAACUGAAAGACAAACAUCCCCACUGAUAAAGGAUGCAGAGGAGGCCAAAGCCAUGGAUGAAAUGGAGACACACUUGAAAGAGGUGGGAGCAGAGACUUCCCAAAGAGAAAAGACAGGGGUUGCUGCAGCAGAGCAGUGGGAGAGUGAGGUGCACACAUGCGACCGUGUGAGCAGAGGGGAGGUAGAAGUGGGGGAGAGCCCUGUAGAAGAAAAGAACCUGACCCUGCAGGACACUGGAGAACUAGACAUUUCCUUGAUUGUCGCGGCUUCAAGGGAAACGGCUGCCAUUGAGGAAGCUAACAAAGAUUUGAAAGAAACAGAAAAAGAGAUUUCUGUCUCUUGGGAGAGAGGAGCUAGAGAAAUCUGUAUUGGUGAAGAAAUGGUGGCAGACAUGGAAAAAACAGAAAAUAUAGAGGUUUCUCCAAGAGAACAUGAAGGAGAGAAACAUACCUCAAGGCAGCCUAAGACAGAUGUAAUUCAGAGCAGGAACGACGGCAGCAGCACCGGGCCUUCACUGGAUGGAAAAAAUAUUAGCAGUAAACUGUCAGUGAUGCCUCCAUUUGUGGAAGAACGAGAAAAUGCUGAGAAGGAAGUAUCAAGUCACUUAUGUCAUGUGGAGUCUUCCUCACAGAAUUCCACUCUCCAGGAAGCAGACCAAGGGAUACAACUUUCAGAUGUUCAAGAGCAGUUUCCAGAUACUAACUUAAGCAAACCUCUUCCUCAAGAACAGAAGCCACUUGAAGUUAAACCAGCUACUUUUCUAAGAAGUCGAUUCAAAAAACCAAAACCAAACUUGUUAAGAGCAGCUUUAAAGAGAGCAACCACAGAAGCAGAACACUGUGUACUUGGGAAGAAAUCAGAAGCAGAUAGAAUGGAGACCUCAUUGGAACAGCAGGACAGCGAACAAGCUGAUUCUCUCUCUUCUCAGCAUAAUGUGCCUUCCCUAGUGGCACCAAGAGAAGAAGAUAAGCUGGGUCAUGAGGCGGAGGAGGCUGUGACACCACUGUGGGUACAGACUGAGAAGGAUCCUUUGCCAACCAAUUCAUGCGAACCUAAAGAGGAUUCUCAGUUAGCACAAAACCAGGAGGAUGUUCUUAUUGGGACUCAGAAGAUGAAUGUGCUCACACAGGAAACAAAACAAAGUGUUGCCCAAACAACUCUACCAAUGAGGGGUCGACUUCAGAGACCAAGACCAAAUGUGCAGAAGGCCAGACAGAGGCAAAUAGUAGAAAAAGAUGAAGCUGGAGGUGUAACUAAAAAUGAAGGAACAGAACUGCAAAAAGAUGAGUCUAAAACAUCCCUGAUGAUGGCAAAUUCUAACAUUGAAAGUGAAGUUGAAAUGUCCUCCAGAAUUUCAGAGUCCAGAGUGAAUAAAAGUCAAGGCCAUGUGGUUCCUGUAGAAAACUCAAGUUUUAAUAAAACCAGUGUUUCAGAUGAGCAGAUAAGGCAUGAAAAUCUUCCUAAUCCAGCACCACUGAUAAGAAGGCGAUUCCAAAAGGCUAAACCAAAUUUAGAAGGAACACACCGUAAAAAAGAGCAACUAGGUGUAGAAAAAGGAAGGACAGAUCAGAGCACAGCAACAAAACCAGAAGAUACUAUGCCUCAGGAAGGAGAGUUUGGCAUCCAGCUUUCUCUCAAAGAAAAGACAGAGAUUCUGAUGCCUCUGGAGGCUUCAGUGAGAGAAGAUUGUGUAGAUCCUGAAGAGUUGGGUUCUGCCAGAAAGGAUGCUCAGCAGAAAGCUGGGCCUUCGGGAGGUGCUGGGGAUGAGAGUGUGGAGGACCAUCCUGUAUCAUCUUUGGGCCUUGAAGAACAGGGUCCCAGGAAACAAACUAGCAGUCCACAACUAUUGAAAGAAUCAAAUUAUUCCAAAACUUCUCCACACCGAAGAACAACUGUCUCUUCUGCCUCUGAGUGUGAGACAGAUCAUAUUGGGAAAAGAACACAUAGGAAGAUGAAACCAAAUGUGACCAGAGGGCGUGGAUCAAAACGAAUUCGAGGUAAGACUGCUAAGAAGGAACCUAGAACUUCCAAGUCCAUGUUGGUGACUCUUCGGGCUUCUCAGAAAGAGGAUGAAGAUGAUGCUGAGGACUUUGAUUCUGACUAUGAGGAAGAAACCUGUCAUCUUGCCCCAGAAGAAUUAAACAAAGCACCAGUGUUUGUACCUGUUGGUCUCAGAUCCCCUGAACCAGUUUCUGCUCAGAUCGAGGAAACAAUGGAAGAGCUUGAGAUAACCAUGGAUGUUGCAGACAUAGGAUGUGUAACUGUUGAGCAUCAGCUUUCAAACAUGGAUGCAACAACUCAGGAUGUGCACCCAGAAAAAGACUUGCAUCCGUCAUCAUUUGAAAUGGUCAUAGGUGAACAGACCCAAGAAGAACCAGGUCCCAGUGAUGGAAGUACUGAAGCCGCCAUAACUUUACUUACAAUGGGAGAUAUAGUAUUACAGUCAGAGGUUGUUACUGAGCAGGGUGACGUAGGAGUAUGUGUAUUUCCUGAUGUUCAUUCAAAGGAUAAAAGUCAUGUUCCUUUUAGCCCAGAUAAUGUAAAUCACAAAAUUGUUCAUGAAUAUCAGGAGGUUUCUUCACCUGUUACUAGUAUGUCGCCUACAUCAUUUGAGGAAAACAAGAAAUUAUCGGAGGAACAAAGUAACAGAGAAGAAACUGCUGUGAUGGAAGAAGUGGAGGGUACUCUGUCAGCCAGGAGUUCAACUUCUACAGUGAGCACAUAUUUGAGAAUGGAGAGUAAGUUUGUCACACCUGUUACACCUAAACCAAAUUCUGAGGCGAUUUUAGACAUCAGUGAGCUUGAUGGUCAUCAGGAAGAAAUUGCCAGUUUUUGCAUAGCCAAAGGGGCAAAAGUGGAAAUUCAAAGAGAAACUGAAGCAAAUGAUUCCAAAGUGGUGGAAUUAGAUGAAAGCUUGGAGCCAGUUUCAGCAGCAGAGGCUAAGGAGCAGAACCAGUCACUGUGUGUGCAUGAUGUUGAAGGGAACAGUGGUUCUCAAGAAGCAAUCCUUAGUGAGAGAAAUGGAGGUCACGAGGAAAACUUGCAAGAGGUUCAGCUAUCGGAUGCUGCUGUUGCUUCCUCUGAGACAGGCUUCCCCACACUUGAUUCAGGCAAGAGUCUUGGUGAGAGUCCUGCUGAAGAACCCCUCAAAGAAGACUCCAAAGGCAGCAGCAUGUUCAUGCUGCCUGUGCCAGAGAGUGUACCAUCUCAUAUUCCAGAAGUCCAACAAGAAAAUAUGACCAAUCCUCCAAACGUAGCAGUGAAUCUAUUUGCUGAUCCACAGCAAGAUGGAGAAGAUGAACAAGAGUUCAUUUUAACUUUGGUGGAAAUCCCAACAAAUGCCUCAGAAGGAUUUAUUGAUGGCUCCAUGCAGCUAAUGCCAAGUUCUAUGUUGCCAGCACCUAUACUGGUCAGAUCUGGGAAUGCAGUAGAAAGAAGUGACCUGAGUGGGAGUUUACAAGCAACUUCAGUUGUUGAAGAGGCCACAUGCUUCUCUCCUUCUGGAAAUGGUGCUUCUCAAAAGCUUCCUGCUAACUUAGAUCUUAAAUCUAGGAAGAGAUUUCGUUGCAGUCCUGAUGAAAGCAUUCACUUUCCUCCUGCCAAAAAGUCCUCAAUUACUCCCGUAGUUGAUCAUCAAGAAUGUGCUUCUGAGGUAUGUUCAAAGGAAUUAAAUGUUUUUGAGAAAACAGAAGAGGAGUCUUGCAUAGGACAAGGCAUUUUCCCUACCUCAGAGAACACACAUACAACCUCAAAACCUCAGAAGGAACACAAAGAAUCAACUUCGCAGAAUACAGGAUCAUCUGGAUCUCUUGAUGAAAUAAAAGAUGCAUGUAUAGAAAAGACCAUGACUCAGUUGCCUCAGGAUGAGAUGGUGUCUGAUAAAGAAGAGAAAACUGAUCCUGCUUCCAGUUCUGAAAAAAGAGAUAGCAUGACAUCAUCUUCAAAACCCCCUCUGACCAGACCCGGAAGAAGACCUUUGGGAUUUUUGUCUUUAAUAUGUCCAAAAAAUAGUUUGGAAUCUGAUGAAGUGACUCAAACCCAUAGCAAGAAGCGCCUAAAGCCUCAAAUACCCGUAUCACGACGGAAUUUGAAAAAAUCUAAUCCACUUAAUGCAAGCCAGAAAAAAAUUCCGGAACCUUCUGAUCCACUCCCAUCUCCAAGUGUUACUGAUACUCAGCCCGAUAAUACUGGAAACUCACCAGCUCAGGUUUCUUCUGAUCAACCAUUGCAAACAGAAAACUGUGAAGAUGGGCCAAAACGAGCACCUGAAGAGGAGGCGACCACAGUCUCAGAGCUUGUUUUCAGUGACAUCUUCAUUGAGGUGGACGAAGCAGAAUGAAGCACUCUUCGGGGUUUCCUUCCUUCCUUCCUUUUCUUUCUAGUUUUGAAAUAAGUUUGAAAUGUCAAGAGUCCCUGAUGUUAACAAAGCAGUGUUUAGAAAAGCACCACUGCCCAUUUUUAUUUAAGUCAAUUUUGAAUAUAUAUUGAGCUCAAUUUGAAGCUUUUAUAAUCAACGGCAAACAUUUCAUUCUGAUUUACUCUGCAUUUUGGAAAUCCGAGCAAUUACGACUGUUCUCUGUGCUGACAGACGUUACAGCAUGUUUACACUUGACCAGCCCCGUGCUGGACACACCUGGACUGGGGGACUAGUGGACACACAUUUGCAUAAAUCAUAGUGCUAACAUAUUCAAGCCUGAUUGUAUUUAAGGUUUAGUGACCUUCUUUUGUAAAGGUGGCUUUGUUUUGUUUUUAGGGUGUUUUGUUUUUUGUUUUUUUUUUUUUUUCUUUUUUGAGGGUGAUAAAGGUCUGUUCAGUUGCCUGUAAUACGAAAGCAAAUUGUGAAACUCCACUUUGGUAUGGUAAAGUUAAAACUUUUCUAUUAUCAACUAUUUGACUGGAAAAAAAAUGUGUAUUUUUCUAAUUCUUGGUGGUGUAACAUUAGUCCUAAUUGAAGAUCUAGUAUUUAAACUUGCUAUUUAUAGAGCUGGCACAUCAAAGAGAUUAUUUAUUUUUAAUUUUUUUUAUUUAAAAGUAUAUUCCAAUUUACUUGUUUCACGUAUCAGAUUUGGGUAAAGAAAGCAUUAACAAAUAAUUUGUCUACUUUUCCUCUUUUGCUUUUAAAGCUAUUUUAAAAUGUCAUAACUAAAAGUGUUAAGGUAGUGUCUGUAUUUUUAAUACUUUUCUCAUACUUUAGUAUAUUGAAUUUGUACUGUGAAUUUUGCUUUUCUUAUUUCUUCUAUUAUCUCAGGAUUUUCAUUGGAAGAAAAAAAUUAACAUAAGAGACAAAAUGUCCUGUGAAACACACACACACGUGAGUCCUUUAAAAAGACAAAAGUUUAGUGAAAGAUAUUUUUCCUCCUAAAUUCUGUUCACAGGAUGUGAUGGGGGCCUUUGGCCAUAAAACAUGAUUCUGAUGUUAAAGCAAAAAGUAAGACAGGAAGACUUAGCAAGGCCAGUGAUGUCAUUUAUGAACUUAGGUAUUCUUGAUUUUGAGGCUUAUGAUUUAUGUAAGAGUCUUAUUUCUCUUAACAGUUUUUUGCUGGUUUAAAUUAAACUCUUCAGAGAACAAAUUUAUUCAAUUUUAUUACCAAACCUCAUAGACUGAUACAUUAGCUCAGUAGUUAGAAGUUUUUCCACAAAAUAUGUUUUGACCUGUAAACCGAGUAGUCCUCGUUACAGCUGCUCAGCGGAUGCUGCAUGGAGGAGGGAGGCUGGCUGGCUUUACCGGGACCCCGAGUGGCCAUUGUUUUCUUUUCCCUGUUCCAGCCUGACCUGACGUCAGUGUGGGUGAGGGUGUUCUUCAGCCUGUGGCCCUGCAGCCUGGGAUUGCAGGAGUUGCCGCCAUGCCUGUUUCUGGGCUGUACUGGGGUAGAAGCCACAGUUUCCCACAUGCUAGGCAAGCACCCGACCAAGUGAGCUUUCCUAGCCCUGGGCUUUGGGGGGUGAUGUAGGGGCCUUUGAGACAGGGUUUCUCUGUGUACCCUGCUGUCCUGGACCCACUUUGUAGACGAGGCUGGACUCAACCUCACAGAGACCUGCCUGCCUCUGCCUCCCCAGUGCUGGGAUCACAGGCUUGCACCACCACCCCAUCUUACAGUGGUUCUUAUCUGAAGGUGCUGAUGUCUGCAUGUGGGAGUUAUUUGUAAAAUGUGCCUAAGAUUUAAAAGCUGUAUUGAGUGUAUUAUGAAAUGAUCAGUACUUCAAUUGGAAAAAUAUUUUUACAUCUAGGAAAUUUUUGUCUUUUUAUAUUGAUAAAAUGGUGACCACUUUUUAUGUUUCUAAGCAAAAGAGGAUAGAACUCAGUAGGUCUAGAGUGAGGCUAAUUCAUUGAAUUUACUGUGCCCUUGCUUUUCAUUCUGUGGCUUAGAGUAAAAUUUAUGGCUUAAUGUCUUUGUUAUAAAUGAAGGUCUGUAAAUUAGGUGGAAAUUCUCAAAAGUAUGAAUUUAUUUUGAGUGAUUAAUGUCAUGAAAUCAUGGGGGCAAUUUACAUUGCUAUUUCAAUGCCAUUUUGUAAACUUUUUAAAUUUCAUGUUAUGUAAAGGUUUUUUUCUUAUUGUCACUUGGGUUAGAUCACCGAGACUAAACUAUUAUUUAUCCCUGUAUAUUUAUUUUUUUAACCUGUCUCUUGUUCGUCUGUAAUAGAUUUUAUGGAAAAGAUGUAAUUUAUUGUAUAAAGACUACCAAGGCAUUUGUUGUAUAAAGAAUCAAGUCAGUCAACACAUUGUCCUGCUGUCACAGUCUCAGAACUGGUGUUGGAAAGAGAAACACAAUCAGUGUGCUUAGCUUUAAGAUGGGAAGAAUUGUGAUGGUGAAAGAUGUUGCAAGCAGUGUUUGUAAGUCUUCAAGGAGGUACACUUAAAGGUCUUCGCAUCCUGGCAGGGCCCAGUCGUGGUUGAAGUCUAAUUGUUAAUGGAUGAUUAAGGCAAGGCAAAGAUAAAAAUAUUAAUAUCCACUGUUUACCACCAUAUUAUUCGAAAUGCAAGUGACCAUGUAAUACCACCUUGCUUGAAGUUUUUGACAAAAGAAGCAAUAUCUUGUCAUUUGUAAAUUUUCUUGUUCUAAAGAAAGCAGUUAUGUUCUGUAGAUAAUAAUUAUGUAAAUAAAAGUUAUUUUAUACCA